Molecule: messenger RNA, 3566 nt
Organism: Chinchilla lanigera (long-tailed chinchilla)
Lineage: Eukaryota; Metazoa; Chordata; Mammalia; Rodentia; Chinchillidae
Gene: Lins1
Product: lines homolog (Drosophila)
Exons: 7
Coding region: 196-2481 (761 amino acids)
Source: RefSeq, a predicted model, not a curated record
ACUCGCUGUCUUUUUCUCCCCCGUGAACUACGGUGGCGCAGAGGGGGCAGAUAUGGACCGGAAUGGUGGUGCCAAGGCUGAGUGGACCGAGCCAGCUCUCAGACAGGCUUCACUGAAGAAACAUGUUAAAGAUUCAUCACAUCUCUAAAGUAGCAAUAUUUCCAGCUUGGAGUGGUCAGCCGUCUUACAAGACGCAUGUUGGAAGUGAAAAUGAACGCUUUCUGUAAAGUUUUAGAGCAGUUAUAUAAGAAGGUCCUUCUCGGAGCCACACUUGAAAGUGACAGCCACAAGUACACCUUUUAUCUCAACCCAGCCCUUUCAGAUCAAGAGUGUGCUACAACCCUUUCCUUAGAGUGGCCAGACAGCAGGGGGAUGCAGGGCGCGCCUCAGCCUCCGCCUGUCCAGGUGACUGCCGUUCCUGGAGCAGGGGUACGUGUGAAGAGAAUCUCUCAGACAAGCGGUGCCCGGGAGACAGAGCUCCUUCAGCUAACUGUUAUCCACACGAUGAUAUCCAGGAUACUGUCUGCAGAGACUGAGAUCCAUGCCAAGGAGAAGUACUGCGAUAUAACUAAAAUUCUUUUGCACUCAAACGAGCUCGAUUCUACAUUGAUUCUCAUGGUCCAGAAUUCAGAUAAAUUGCUGUCUCAUAUGGCUGCAAAGUGUCUGGCAUUGCUUCUGUAUUUCCAGUUGAAAGAAAAGAUAACCUUAAGUAGUUCCUGGAUUGUUUUUUGCCAAAAUAAUCUUUCUGAAUACUCCGAGAAUAAUGAAGUAAUACAUUGCCUCUGGAUUCUUACAGCUGUAAUAAAAGAAAUCUUUAAAGACACAUGUUCAGAAAAAACAGAAAUUCUAAAGCAAUUCCUGGCUACUUUUGACGCUACUUUUGAAGUGUUCUACAAUUCCUUAUUUUCCCAGCAUUUUGAAUACCAUCAGGAUCCUUCUAAGAUAACAAACAGCUUAAUGAGUUUCUUGGACUUACUUGAACUUCUGAUAGCCUCCAGAAUCUACAUGAAGUUACAUUUCAGGAGCCAGAAGGUUUUAUUUUUGAAACCUUCGUGUGUGCUAGACAUUCUUGCCUGGCCUAUUCAAGCUUUUGUCAAAAGGAAGCUGAUCAUAUUUAUCAAAAAGUGCCUUCUGUGUAAGGCGGGUGAAGACCUGUGUCAUGCACCUGUGCUUGCCUUGACGUCACCCGACCAUCUUUUAGAUGUGGACAUGUUGGCUUUAGCUAAUGCUGUUUUACAAACUGUGGAUCUGGGUUUGUUGAAGACAUGGUCUGUUCAUGGAAAACGGCCUUACUUUGGAGGUAGUGAAGUUCAGCCUGCGUGUGAAGACAUCACUGGUCCAGACCAUGUGCUCCUUAGAGCUGCGAGCUUAGUUAUAGUGAAGUCCUUAGAAAUCAAGUUUCGAAACUGUUCCUCUGCAAAUGAAAUGAAAGUUGACUUGCAGAGGUUCAUGUCUGAGUUGCUGACCUUCUUAAAGCCUCACCUUCAGCCUUUUCUGCAGUUACACCACCCGUGUGAAUGGCUGUCCAGGGUCUUCAUAGAACAAGACGAUGAUAUGCUGGAGGCUGCCAAAGCGGUACUGAGCAUUUACCUAAAGCUGAUCAGAGAACGCGAAGCUCCCGGAAGUGUGACCCAAGAAAAAGAAACGUGGGUCCGUCACACACAUGAAAACGGCUAUAACCCCCACUGUAUUUUCACCUUCUUCUUAAAAAGUAUAGGAUUUGAUUCUACAGUUCUUCUUGACUUUUUAAUUUCAUCGGAGACUUGUUUUCUUGAAUAUUUUGUUAGAUAUUUAAAGUUACUACAGAAAGACUGGGAUGCUUUUUUCACCAUUUGCAAGGUCUUCGAUGCAGCCGAAUCUCAGCGUGGCAUAAAUCUCUGUGGCUGUGUCCCCUCACUUGUCCAAGACCGAAGCAGCGACCAAACACCGCCUCAUUGUUUGACUGCCCCUGAUAGACACACUCGUGCUUACACCUGCAUUCCCUGGGCUUCUGGGGAGUCUUCUGCGCCUCUGAAGCAGGCUGUGAUGUCCCAGGAGACCCGUACCGUGAGAGGUCAUGCUCUGUCUUCCCAGGCUUCUCGGAGUCUGGUCGAGUAUGACAGCUCUGAUGAUUCUGAAGCAGAAUCCACAGGCCAGUGUUUAGCAAACAACCAACACAUAUUUUUCCAACAAGCAAGCAAGAAAAUUCAAGACCCGGCUGAGACAAGUAGGGGUAAAGAAGAACUUAGCAUAGAGCCUCAGUCAAGCCUUCUGGUUCCAAAAGAAUCUACAGCUUCCUUCCCUAUGAACUAUGAAGUAGCCCCAAAUAAUACUGUCUCUGAACUAGGAAUAUUUCAUAGCAUAGUCAAAUGCUUUGAAGAGCUACAAGGUGCCAUUUACCGUUUGCAGAAGAAAAAUCUCUUCCCCUAUAACCCAGCUGCACUUCUGAAGUUGUUAAAACGUAUAGAGGCAGUAUAUAAUCAAAGUGUCAGCCUUUUGUAGAAUGUGGUAUUUUAUUUCCAGGAAUUGUUUUCCCUUAAUAUAAAUUGUGUAUUAAUGAAAUAAUAGUUUAAAAAGAAAAACACUGCAGAAGGGUUUUCUAUGUCAAGUCUUUCUUUUGCUUUAUUGGAAGCAGCAUAGUGCCUGUAAAAGAGACAUCAAAUGACAAGUCACUCGGUACAGUUCUGCAUCACUUGCAAAUCAUGGUGGUUCAAAGUUACACAAAAUUUGAAAUGGUUAUUAUAUCAGCUCCCUAGGGCUGCCAUAACAAAUUACCACAUCCUUAGCAGCUCAGAAGUGAAAUUGCUUCGCCAUUGGUUCUGGAGGCUGGAAGUGCAAAGUCAAGGGGUCAGCAGAACCAUGCUUUUCCUCAAGGCCAUAGAGAAGAGGCCUUCCCUGCUUAAUGCUGGGUGUCGCUUGCUUGUAUCUGCAUCACCCCAUUCUGUACCUCUCAUGAUGUUCUCCCUGGGGGCAUGUCUGUCUUAUAAGGGCACCAGCCAUGAUAUUAGGGCCCCCUAAUCUAGUCUGACUGCAUCUUGAUCAUAUCUACAAAGACCUCAUUUUUAAAGAUCCCACUCAUGGGCUCUAGUUGGACAUGAAUAUUGAAAAGACACCCAGUGUAGUUAUUACCUCUCUCUGAAGUAUUUACAUGUUAAAGUGUUAGAAAACGAAAAUUUGGGAGAAGUAAUUGGUUCUUUAUACAUGGUCUACUCUAUGAACAUAACCUUUUAAAAACCAUUUAGCAUAUAUAUUUGUACUUCAUGGGGUAUAGCAUUGCAAUUUGAUACAUUAUAUAAUAUUUAAUAACCAAAUCAGAGUAAUCAGUAUUUCCGAUUCCUCAAAUAGUAUCAGUUCUUUGUGUUGAGAACCUUCAAAUUCUUGCUCAAGUAAUUAUAAAAUGUAUAUGUUGUUGUAUAGUUACACUACUGCACUAUACAACACGAGAACCAAUUCCUUACUUAAGUGUAUUUUGGUACCUGUUGUCCAACCCCUGUUCCUUCCUUUCUCCUACUUCUAGUUUCUUGUGUUUGUGACCAACUUUUCUAGCUUCCAUGGAAUUGUGCGAAUAAACAGCGUUUAUCUUUCUA